Molecule: messenger RNA, 1510 nt
Organism: Durio zibethinus
Lineage: Eukaryota; Viridiplantae; Streptophyta; Magnoliopsida; Malvales; Malvaceae
Gene: PAP28
Product: purple acid phosphatase 28
Cellular component (GO): cytoplasm
Molecular function (GO): hydrolase activity, acting on ester bonds
Source: RefSeq, a predicted model, not a curated record
CGUGGUAUUGGUUGGUCCAUCUUUGGCAUUUGAUUCAUGACAUUUGUCAUGAGAACAUCAUGGAAUCUCUAGCUGUGAGAUGGAGACACUCUUUUCUCUAUCUCGCCUUGAUCUAUGCCGUUCUCUACUUUCUCCACACCAAUUUGGUCCUGGACAGACGCCCUAUUCGUCUGAAGAAAUGGCCGGAUCUUCCUCUCAGGUUCCGCCACGAUGGCACUUUCAAGAUCCUUCAGGUAGCUGAUAUGCAUUACGGCACCGGACUCCUCACUCGCUGCAGAGACGUCCUGCCCAGUCAGUUCGAUCACUGUUCCGAUCUCAAUACCACCCGAUUUCUUAAGACCAUGAUUCAACUUGAAAAACCUGAUUUCAUCGCCUUUACGGGAGACAACAUAUUUGGUCCAAGCACUGCUGAUGCUGCUGAAUCUCUACUAAGAGCCUUUGGUCCAGUCAUGGAAUCUGGACUUCCAUGGGCAGCUGUCUUAGGAAACCAUGAUCAAGAAUCUACAAUGACUCGUGAAGAACUGAUGUAUUUCAUCUCUCUAAUGGAUUAUUCACUCUCACAAAUCAAUCCACCUUCGAAAGGUCUCUAUAAUGUAAAUGGGGGCAUGAUGACAGCUAUUGAUGGCUUUGGAAAUUAUAAUCUCAGUGUCUAUGGUGCUCCAGGUUCCCAUUUGGCAAAUAGUAGCAUCCUUAACCUCUUCUUUCUUGACAGUGGAGACCGGGAGACUGUUCAAGGAAUUCGAACUUAUGGAUGGAUUAAGGAAUCUCAACUUCAUUGGCUUCGCAGUGUUUCACAGGGACUUCAGGGACAAAAUCAGGAGGUCAAAUACAUAACAGAAACUCUGCCUGUAGCUCUGUCACCAGCACUGGCAUUUUUCCAUAUUCCCGUCCCUGAGGUUCGGCACUUAUACUACCAAAAGAUUAUAGGCCAGUUUCGGGAGGGUGUGGCUUGUUCAUCGGUGAACUCAGGGGUCUUAAAGACUUUGGUCUCCAUCAAAGAUGUAAAGGCUGUAUUCAUAGGCCAUGAUCAUAAUAAUGACUUUUGUGGGAAUUUGGAGGGAAUAUGGUUUUGUUACGGUGGAGGCUUUGGGUACCAUGGUUAUGGAAGGGCUGGUUUUUCAAGGAGAGCGAGAGUCAUAUUGGCAGAACUUAGGAAGGGCGAUAAGGCAUGGAUGGGGGUGGAGAGGAUUAAGACAUGGAAGCGUCUUGAUGAUGAGAAUCUGAGCAAGAUUGAUGAGCAGGUCCUGUGGGAGCUGCAGCCAUCUAGAUGAUUCUCUUUCAAAGUACUGAGAUACUACGUAAUCUGUAUCCAAAUGAUGCUGUACAUCCUGUGUGUUUUUCUUUGUAUUUAACUGUUUUGAGAAAAUGCUUGGGUUUUUUUCCCUGUAAUUUCAUAACUGUGAAAGCUGUCUUUUAAAAAAAAUUGUUUUUUUCAAAAUACUUGUAAUGUAUUACAUUACAUGUAACACCAGCGGGGAGUUUGACUUCUAAUCCACUUUGCUAAAAUCUC